CCAAUUAAAUGCGAAGGAAGGCUUAAUACAAAACCCAAUUAAACCUCCGACGCCUAAAAAAAAUCCAACCCCCUCACAAAAAAAAAAAAAUAAUAAUAAAUAUUGAGUGAGGUGAGAAGGAGAAGGGGAGGAGUGGCAAUUAUUAACUUGUUUUUUUUCUCCCUCAGUUCAGUAUAAUUAAACUGAGAUUCUGUGAGUUGAUGAGUAUUAGUCAGAGCAGAGGAAGGAAAAAAUAGAAAAAAUAAUAAUAAAAGAGAGAAUGAAACAGAGUAUUCCCAUUCUCUGUUUUUUUCUCUUUUGAAAACUAUUAGCGGCUGAUUUUGAUAUUUUUAUUUUUGGGUGGUGGUGGCGAAUAGAACCAGAUGGCGAAAACGGGGGUGUUGAGUUCUGAUCCAACGGUGAGAGCGAGAGCGGCGGAAUUGAAGAAAGAAUUGCAGAGGCUGGUUAGGACUAUCGUCGACGAUGAGGAUUAUAGCAUCCAAACCAUCGAUCAAGCUAAAGAUGCUAUUUGCUGUUUGAGAGAGCUUAAGUUCAAUAAACGAUCAACGGCCACCACUACGACGUCGUCCUUGAAGUUACAUGAAGCCCUGUCGUGUCCUCAAGAGUUUAAAUGUCCUCUUUCUAAAGAGCUUAUGAGAGAUCCCGUUAUUUUAUCUUCUGGCCAGACAUAUGAUAGACCCUUUAUUCAGAAAUGGCUGAAUGCAGGCAAUAGGACUUGCCCUAGAACCCAACAAGUUCUUUCGCACACAGUUCUCAUUCCGAAUCACCUUAUCAGGGAGAUGAUAUUGCAGUGGUGUAAGAGUCAGGGAAUAGAAUUGCCAAACCCUGUUCAGUAUGGUAAAGAGGAGGGCGUCACGGAAGCAGAGCGUGACCAUUUCUUUUCUUUGCUUGAGAAGUUGUCCACUGCUCUUCCUGAACAAAAGGAAGCAGCAAAUGAGCUUCGGUUGUUGACAAAAAGGAUGCCUUCAUUCCGGGCUCUUUUUGGCGAAUUUGUUGAUGCCAUUCCUCAACUGCUCGCCCCACUCUCUGGAAGCAAAUCUCAGAGUGGUGUUCACCCUGAUCUCCAGGAAGAUGUGAUCACGACACUCUUGAACCUUUCAAUACAUGACAGCAAUAAGAAGAUGGUUGCUGAAACUCCAAUGGUUAUUCCUCUUCUUAUGGAAGCGCUGAGAACUGGAACUAUUGAAACAAGGAGUAAUGCAGCCGCAGCUCUUUUUACUCUAUCUGCUCUAGAUUCUAACAAGGCACUUAUUGGUAAAUCAGGUGCCUUAAAACCUCUCAUUGACCUUCUAGAUGAGGGUCAUCCAUUAGCAAUGAAAGAUGUUGCUUCUGCAAUAUUUAACCUAUGCAUUAUUCAUGAGAAUAAGGCAAGAGCUGUCAGGGACGGUGCAGUAAGUGUCAUUUUAAAAAAAAUUAUGGAUGGCGUGCAUGUAGAUGAGUUAUUGGCUAUCCUUGCAAUGCUUUCAACCCAUCAAAGGGCUAUUGAGGAAAUAGGGGAGCUUGGAGCUGUUCCUUGCUUACUCCGCAUUGUAAGGGAGAGCACUUGCGAACGCAACAAGGAAAAUUGCAUUGCAAUCCUCCACACCGUCUGUCUCAAUGAUCGAACCAAAUGGAAGGCACUAAGAGAAGAAGAGAAUACUCAUGGAACAAUAUCUAAGCUUGCUCAAGAUGGAACUUCUAGAGCCAAGAGAAAGGCUAAUGGCAUUCUUGAGAGAUUGAGAAGGGCCGUUAAUAUUACUCAUACCGCAUGAAGAUACUACUCAAAGGCAACACUACCAAGUGCAUCAUUUGUAAAUUCUGUUUCCAACACCUGGUGAUCAGUGCAGCUUAUCAUCAUUUCGAUUUUGUAUAGUCUUAUCCCUCAAUCUAAGUUUUAAUCUCAGUUUUAUGAGUUAACCACUGUUAAUAAUCACGUUGGAAGAUUAUGUCUAUAAGAUUUCUGUUUUGUUUGUUCCAAUAAUUUUUUACCAGCAUUUGGAUUUUACAGGCAGCAGAAUAUUGGCUCUUUUUAAUUGUUUCCUAGCAUCCACUCCUGUUCUAAUUCGAAUUUCAGUCAUGCAUCAGAUUCUCUCCUUUUCUUUUAAUCCUAAUUCCUGCAAAAUUCACAUGUCCUUUUUGCAGCUACUUUAAUUUUACUUUCCAUUUAAUUUUCUCCCCUUUUCUACCAGUCGCACUUCAUCCUUCAAUCUUGGAUUUAUACCAGAAAGAUUCAAUCUUCUAACUUCGGCUUUGUCCUUCGUAUUGUCCAUAAACUAUGCGUCACACGACGUAGAUACUUUGAAGUUUUCUUGCAACAGCAAAGGGCUGGCUCUUUCACUCAACCUUCAACCGAGGAAAGAGCCAAUCUAUCACACUAUGAGUGAUUGAUAAAUGAAUCCAAAAGUUGCAUGAAUGGUCCUUAAAAGAGUUCGGUGUGGAACGGGAAGAAUGUGUCCAUAUUGAAUGGCUCGGUGAUUUCUGAUGUUGUGGUCCAUCCAAUUUGUUGCCUGCCUCUUUCCCCAAUCCCCCAAAGUCUUCAAUGUUACAGUCUCUGCCCCAAUCCCUACUCUCCAUUCAGACCCGAGAAAAGCAGGAGCCUAUUUUCUUCUUCUUGUACUUCUCUGUAAGCUAUUAUUAGCAACAGUUGCUUGGUUUCCUUCACCUCCUUUUUUACUCCCGUUCAGGCGGUUAGACAUAUGAGUAAUGAAUGUUAGGAGACGGAGUAAAAGUUGAAACUGAGAUGUGAUAAUGACUCGUAUCCAUCUCUAUUAUCUUAUGUAAAAGACUCGUAUUACGGUGCCGACGGCUGCGGCACCUAACCCCUGUUUAAGUAAUGACAACUGACGUCUGAUUUGUGGAUAAAAUUUAAAUUCGAGAAAACAACUGCGUAACAAACAUUCCAUAACAUUACUUUCAAAGCGUGUGUCGGUUUACAGUCUGAAAUUUUGGUGCCCAAA
Messenger RNA from Durio zibethinus, 2936 nucleotides. Its product is annotated as U-box domain-containing protein 9-like. Gene Ontology annotation, biological process: protein ubiquitination. NCBI's taxonomy places the organism in Eukaryota, Viridiplantae, Streptophyta, Magnoliopsida, Malvales, Malvaceae. The record is from RefSeq and is a predicted model, not a curated record. Gene Ontology annotation, molecular function: protein binding; ubiquitin-protein transferase activity.